This is a messenger RNA of Leishmania major strain Friedlin, 5328 nucleotides long. RefSeq lists its product as hypothetical. Bases 1 to 5328 code for a protein of 1775 amino acids. The record is from RefSeq and is a predicted model, not a curated record. The transcript has a single exon. Lineage: Eukaryota; Euglenozoa; Kinetoplastea; Trypanosomatida; Trypanosomatidae.
AUGGAGGAGGUGGUCUGCGGCGGAUCAGAGGCACAGGGGGACCGUGGGCGCGGCCGUUACGAGGACGCUCGGCAAAUGGACGGUUACAUGCCCACCUUUGAUGGCUCGUGGACCCGCCUGCACUCGUCUUCGUCAUCGUGGUGGCUUUCACACAGCAGAUCCUCCACUGGCUGCAACGCUGCGCCGCCCUCCGCGACGCGACGAGGCGUGUCAGGUACUCCCGGCGCCACUGCGUCCGCCGCAUCGGCUGCCGUGAACCCCGAAGUCGCACCGCAGAACGAGGUUACCCUCAACCUCGCGCGUAACGCGCAGACCCGGUGGCGGGAGCACCGCUUGAGCUACCCGACGCUCCGUGAAAUCGUACACCAGCUUGCGCAGGCGUGCAAGGAGGAGCAGUGGAUGAAGCACGCAUGCUUGUCCGCCAUGAGGGCCGCUGCGGCCGCGCGGUAUGGCGGAAGGACCAGUGAUAACGGCAUCAGCAGCUACCGCUGCUGUGGAGGUGAUGGAGAUGCACACGAUGUUGCUAACAGGACCCAUAACGAUGCGUCACCGAAAGCAGCACCGGCGGCAGCCACGUGUGCCGCUCUCCCAACCCUUCGCACCUCUCUGGACUGGGUGCGGCACCUGCUCUACGUGCCCAUGUACCCCAUCGAAGAAGCGAUCGAGCACCUCGAGCACAAGCAGGACGACGACAUCCUCUUGGCUCUCUUCUACUCCCCCGACUUGUUCAGCGCGUACAACUACGUGCAGUGGAUUGGCCUGAUGGUGACGACGACCUGCUCGCUGCUGCGGGCUGGCGUGCUGGACCCGAUCACGCACAUCCGCGGCGACGACGACGUCGACGGCGUCUUCCCCAGCCGGUUUCCGCCGAGUAAUUCUACGGGAGCCAUGAGGAAUAGCGGCAACCGCCGCCAGCCUCCUCUCUUCUGCCGUGAUCUUGCGCUACCAUCGUUGGAGGGCAUGCUUAGCCCGGGGGACACCACGCACAUGCGCGACAACAAAGUUCGUGUCGCCAUCAUCGAUGGCUAUUAUCCUCUGUGGAACGUCACGCGCACGGUGCGGCGGCACAUGGGCCGCGACACGUUCCACGUGCACGAGCGGUACUGGGGCUUCGGGUCAAACGACGGCGACGACAGCGACCACUAUGCCGAGGCAGAGGCGACCGAGGCAGCGGAGACGGUGGAGGCGCCAACAGCGAGCGGCGUCGGAAGCCUUGGCGUGCCCCUCGAUGUAGAGGGGCAUGAGGAGCUGCAGGCACAUGCGAGCGCGGCGGCGUUCACUGGCUCAUCUGCAUCAACCUACUCGUCGACAUCCGACUCAACAUCGACCGCGCCAGACCCCGCGGGUGACUGGGGACUGACAUCUGCGCAGUACCGCAGUGCCCUUCUCCAUCUGCUCGCCCGCGAAGGUGGCCGGUCGGACGACAUUUGUGACGCACUGAGGUCGAUGUCGUCGCCAGCUCAACGUGGUGACGCUACUAGCAUGGCGGAGACCGCCGAGGACGAGAUUCACGACGCGCGUGCGCAGUGCGACCAAGGCUGCGGUGACAGUCGGCGGGACUGGAGAGAGCAGCAGCGAAACACGCACCGGCCGCACGCCCGUGAAGAUGCGACAGUGCAGACCGCGACGGUGGCAGAAGCGAAGGCAGGCAGUUCAGAGGUAAAAGAGCACACGGAGGCGGCGCGCAAGACGUCCAUCACCGCCGCAACCGCCGACACCUCCUCCACAGCUGCUCCGUUUUUGUCGCUUCACCCUUUCAUGCGUGCAGAGGAGGCACGCUUCUGCCCGAGCGAGGGCAUCCACUUGCUCGCUCGCCACAUCAUCGACGAAAGCGAAACGUUUCUGCUCAACCGCCCCAGCGUCCUCUUGGACGCGCUGCAGAAUUCGCUUCACCGCGUGCGGCAUCGGAGGCAGCUUCUGGUAGAGCGGAUCGUCAGCUGGAGCCAGAGAAUGACGUGCCGGCUGCACGUUAACGUGUCCGCGCAGCGCAUUGACGCGUUGUUCUCAGACCACCUGGGCGAUGCGCGCUAUCAGGCGAUGCCGCACGCGAGUGGGGUUACUGCAUCCGCCGCAGGAGGUGGCGACACCGAAGAGGAGUUGGAGGACGAGGAGGCGAUGGGCGACGACGUCGUCAUCGAUGCUGGACUAGUGCAGAGUGGCUUGAGUGCCAGGACGAGCUACUUCUAUCACCAGCGCCUGUGCAGCUCUCACAUGUCGGCAGCGCUCGACUCUGCAUCGGCGCUGCAGUGCGGAAAGAAGAAACGCCGGUAUCGUCGGAAUGGGCCUUCCGCCCCCAUGUCCCUCUUAACUGAAGCAACGGCUACGCUGUCGACCCCGAAGCUGCAGCCUCAGCAGCACACCGCACCGGCCUCGCCGCCACCUUCUGUUCUGUCGUUCACGCACGACAGUGCCGACGAGUCAUGCGAGUCGCUUGAUGUGCGUGUCGCGGACGCUUCUGUCGCAGCCACCCUGACGACUUUGGCGACGGCAACUGCAAUGGCCUCAGGGGCGCAGGGCGACGGCGGCGACAGCAGCGGCGCAGACAAUGUCAGCGACGACGCAGAGGGCGAGGACGAGGUGCUUGAGGAUGAGGCGUCUGGCUUAGACGACGAUGCGGAUGACGAGUACGGCGCACAUGAGCUGAGCGCGCAGGACAUCGACGGCAUGCGGGAGCUCGAGUCGGAGGAGAAGGUGUUUGUUGUACGCCGAGCGGAUGAAGGAGCUGCUGGCAGGCCCACGGCGGAGGCAUUAUCGAUGUACCCCGACAACGGAGCUUCCGUUCAGGGGGCUGGAUCAGCAUGCGGUGGUGGCGACGCGAGUGGGAGCGCAACCGGCACGCAGGGUCUUUCCGGCACGAGCACCGCGAGGUCUUCCGCCACCUGUGGGUGGUGUCUGCUCGGCACGGCGGCGCAUCGCCACUACCUGCUGCGGCAAAGCCCCCCGGUGCUGCUCUUUCCACGCAAGCAGGGCAGCCGCCCGUACCUCUUUCCGCAGACGCUACUGCGCCUCGCGCACCUGAGAUUCCCAAAGCUGCGAGGGCCGCCGCCGCCGCACGAGCACGCGCGUCCUAUGCGGUCGCGGUGGGGCUGCAUGCCUGUCGCCAGUUCGUCCACCACAGAGGGGGUUGCGGGAGAACCGUCGAUGCCUUGUGGCGGCGCCGCUGCCAAUGGUGGCGGGGGUGGCGACAGCGAAGACGUUCGUAGGGGGCCCAACGGUGCAUGGGCGGUGGCAGAAGGCGAAGGGCAGCCGCAAGGCAGCUCGACACGCUCGGGCCCGCGUCCCCACAACGGAGGUGACGGCAGCAGCGUGGGUGCCGGCGCAGCGUCGUCGUCGGCGUCAGAGGCAGCCUCGCCGACACUACUGCCGACGCCGGCGACGUACCGCGUGAUCAGCGUGCUUGACAACCCGUUCAGUCGCAUCGGGGUGGAGCAUCUGCACUACGACUUUCUGCUCAGCGGUCCGUCCUCGCCGAUGUCGACCGUGCAGCUGCUCGUGGAGGAGUCGAGGCAAGCUUCGGCCCCAGGCGAGCUGGAGGCCUGUACGCAUUGCGAGUCUGUCUACCGCCUGCAACGACGGCAGUGGAUGGAGGCGCGCGCGAAGGCUGCUGAGGUGACUGCCGCGGCUAGCAGCGAUGGGAAGGUCGACAGCGAUGACGGUGCCGGGGGUGCUGGUAGCGCAGACACAGAUAGCGCAACGGAGGCAGUGUCGCGGCAGCUCAGCAGCGAAAUGACUGAGUUCUUCUCGCAUCGACGCCCAACGCACGCGACCGGCGCGUCAGGCGACCACGGCGAACCCCGCAACACCACCGACAGCCACCGAUUGCAUGACCGACUUCACCGCAGUCGCCAGCACCGCCUCAACAGUAGUGUCUGGACCCGUGCCGAGGCGGCCGAGACCUUCUUUAAUCACGACGCCUCCUUCCGCCCUGACCCCGACCGCUUCACCGAGAGCGCCCCGCUGACGCUAGAGUUCUUCCUGCGCACGCCAAUGCACAUCAUCGAGGAAGCGAUCAUCGCGCCACUGCGGCAGCAGGUAAAGACACUGCACCAGCGCUUGCUGGACGCGAUUGUGGAGGAGGCGCUCCGCUACGGACGCUGUGAAAUCAGCGGCCAGCGCUACAUGCAGCUGCUGGCCGACGGCAGCAAUGCUGUGUGCGCCAACGGCACGCGCCAGCCGGCGCUGGCGAAGAGGGUGACGACGCCCGUGGCUGAGUGCUCGGUGGAGGGGGCCUUGGAUGCGGUCACGGAGAGGAGCACCUCGGGCGGGGUGCUGGAUGAUGAUGAGACGCCUGCCAUCCCAUAUGGGUGCACGGACGACGGCAAGCUGCUCCUGCAUUCGCUUCGCCACAGCGCCGCGUUGUCCGUAUGGCGCCUUACAGCGGACCUUCAGCAGCAGCUCUUGCAGGCCCUUCGCGCCAGCCGCGCCAGGACCUCGGCAUCCGCGUCGCACCCUCCCUCGAACGACGACGAGAUGCGCGAGCCCAUCCCACUCCCCCGUGAUCUCACCUCUGUUGUGGAGCUGCUGCACCAGCCGCACGAUGUGCUCCACAGUAGUCCACCCCAGUUCCGGUCUUCGUCAUCGUCAUCCUGUUUUUCGGAGCUCUCAGUGUUGCGGACCACUGAUGCCGCAGACCCGGCCACGGCACCAACAAGUGGCGCCGGCAGCACGAAUGCGGGCGAGGAAGACGGCGACGGCGACGACGACGCGGGCACGCCGUUCUUCCUUGCCCAUCUUUUCGGGUGGGAGCACGACGCUAUGGGCCUCGACAUGUCCCACGGCGGGUCGGCGGCGAGGCAUCAGACGUUCCUCCAGCGUCGGCAACUGCAGGAGCGCCUGUCCAUGCUGCAGGUGGCGGUGCGCGCGCUUCUGAAGCGGUCGAGCCCGUGGUCGAUGGACUCGUUCUUCCAGCUGAUCUCGGUCGAGCCAGGGGCGGCGCUGCUCGUGGAGACGUCGCCGCGGCCACCCGAGCCCGCCGCCACCACGACACCGGGCGACGGCUCUGAACCGUCUCCGUCACCAUCAAAGCCACCAGAUUGCCUGGGGCAGUACAACGCCAGCUACCUCGCGGUCGCGUACCUCUUCUUCAACGGCACCGCCGAGGCGUACUUCCGCACCCACUCCCUCAACCAGCGUCGCAUGCACUUGCUGCACCGGCUCGACGAGGCGGUGCGGCUCUCACUGAGGGCGCGCUUGAUCCUAUUAACGGCGACAGAGGAGGACUACCGGGCGCGCCACGUCGAGACCGCGAUUCAAGACGCGGCCCGACGCCACUGCAUCUUUCGGCGUACUCGCUCCUCUCACGAGGAGAAGCAGUCCUUCCCGUCUUAG